AGAAGAGCGGAUGUUUAUUGUUGCAGUGUAAUUUAAAUGUCCGAUCCGUCCUAGUUACUUUGCGUUUUGAUGUUUAUUUACCAAGUUCAGUUGUUGAAGAGAUAGAAAUAAGCUGUCUUUGAAAACUGUAAGAUCGCCUGCUAAGGGUAAGGCAGAAAAUAAGCCCCAAACAAAUAACAGAAAAACAAAUAGACAAGUCUCACUUCUGAAGUCUUUCAACGCAUUGUCCCAUACUGGCCAAACCCAAACCCAUCAUUCCCAAGAAAUCUCUACAAAUCUUACCACAGUUUAUGAAAGUGAUGACACAGAAGAAGGUGAAUGUUUUGCUGCCUCUGAAAGACCAAGAAUUCCUGAAGUCAUUCCCAAGUUCAGUGCAAAUGCUGUUAUCAUUCAAGAGCAAAAUACAGAUGAUGCAGAUGGCUACAAUAGAAAAAGAGAAAGCAUUUUUACAGAUAUAGAUGACGGCAGCUUUGUUGAAUUCUAUUAUGGCAAGGAAAAUAACCCCCCAGUUCAGAUCAUCAAAGAGCAAAGGAUAACUAUUCCUCAGUUAUAUUACACUUGUGACAGUAAUAAUGAGACACACUUUUCAACUUCAACAAAAGCUAAAGGAGCAGUAGUGGGAUUUCGGAAAUUUAUAGAGAAGAUGAAAUAUGACAACACGAUUCAUGAAAUUGUAGAAGAAAGUCCAGACGGUAUUUUUCCUCCCAGGAGAAAUUUUCCCACUGAUGAAACUAUAAUUACAGGGAGUCUGGAUGUUCUAAGAAGUGCUAAGAAAACAAAUCCAAAACAAAAUGCUGCUCUUAAUAGUACAAUGAUCAGGAGUUCUUUGAAUCACCAAAAUUACCCAGAUAUUUGUUUGCCUGACAUUUCCACACUUACGCUUCAGGUAGACACUAAUUCAGGAAAAUCUUCGCCCAAUACUUCUCCAUUUGCAGGAAGGAAUUGUCAUACAACUGUUGUGUUAGAAAGCCCUGAGCAUGAUAAAAGUUCAGGAGUCAAUCCUAGGCUUGGAAGUGAAGCAUUACAGUGUGAAGAUGAAGUAGUUUUACGUAGUAACAUUAGAUCAGAUUCAUCUUGUCAUAGUAAUAUUAAUGCUAUACCAUGUGCUGUUUAUGUGGAAAGAGACAGACAUGUCAAAGAUCGUAUAGGGAAAGAGAUAUUCUAUAAUCCAUGUGAGCAAAACUCUUUAAUCAGUGAAGAUGUUAGUGUGGUAGAUAGCCUUCCUAAUGAGAGACCUUAUGAUCAUUUUAAUGUGAUACCUGAUGUUACCAAGUCUCAGAAUAACCCUCAUUCCUACGUUUCACAUGGAAAUGUAGAUAACAAAAGGACAUGCAAAACUCAAAAUGAUUUACAUAUGAAAGACAAUGCAAGUUCUGAGAGAAGAGUUUUUAGGUAUUCUCCCCAGAAACUUACUUCCCCACAUCCAGAUCUCAAUAGCCCUGAAGUUGCAAGGUGGAUACUCACUAGUCCAUUCAAGGAAGGAUCUAAAGGAUCAUCCUUUUUGUUGAGACGAGAUACCUUUGAAGGGAGUGAAACCCCAAGUUGCCCCAGGGUAAGGAAUGCAGGUAACUCUGCCAAUAAAUUUGUCCCUCAGAGUUCUCCCGUGAUGGAUGAAGUCCCAAGAUUUUCUUGUGCAAAGGAUCAAGUCCCUUUUCAAAAUUCUGAAAAUACUCCAGACAGACCUGAUCAAGUGUCAGGGCGCCUUAGUAGAAAUGUGGUAGGCUCAGUUUCAUCAGACAGAUAUUUUAGUCCAAGCGCUGGUAAUGGUGGUAAUACUGUUUCAAACUGGAUUAUGACAAGUCCAUUUGAAGAUGGGUCAUAUGGUUCAAGUUUCCUUUUGCAAGAUGUCCCAUCAGAUAUUAGUCAAACUGUGAGUCAACACAAGCCAACUCAAGUACCUGAUUCUGAUGGUACAUGUGAAAAAUCUCACUAUUUGAGGGUACAAGAAAGGAUUAAAACAUGCAACAGAUCUUUACUGUCUACUUUUCAAAACCACAAUGAUGGCGGGAAUAAGCAUUCCUCUGAUUGUGAAAACAAUGAUGAUGGUAUGAGAAGUAAGUCAAAAACUUCAGUGACCCAAAACAUUGUUAUUUCUGAAUCUGAUGAUUCGUUCGGAAGCAAACAGGACCUAGAAAGCCUCCUCAAGAAUGUAAAUACAAGAAAAAGAAUAAACAAGAGCUGUAUUAGCCAGAGUACUGAAUUGUUUUCAGAAGAUUCUGAAUCUCUUCACUUAAAAUUAUCAGGAGCAUUUACUAGAUCUUUAAAGACAUCAGAGAAAUCUUUGUAUACCGUUGGUAAAGAUGCAGUGUCGCCAAAGCAUAAAGAUCCAGUGGUUCCAGUGCAUAAAGGUACAACAUCACCAGAGCAUAAAGAUCCAGUGGUUUUAGUGCAUAAAGGCACAGUAUCAUCACCAAAGCAUAAAGAUCCAGUGGGUUCAGUACAUAAAGGCACAGUAUCAUCACCAAAGCAUAAAGAUCUAGUGGGUCCAGUGCAUAAAGGUACAGUAGCAUCACCAAAGCAUAAAGAUCCAGUGGGUUCAGUGCAUAAAGGCACAGUAUCAUCACCAAAGCAUAAAGAUCCAGUGGUUCCAGUGCAUAAAGGUACAGUAUCAUCACCAAAGCAUAAAGUUCCAGUGACUCCUAAGCUUAAAGAUGCACCAUCAGAUGCUGCAAGUAGCAGUAGUUGCACAGGCUCGUCAUCAGAGGCCAGUGAUUCAGAGUCAUUUAUAAAGCCAAACAUUGCAUCCUGUAAUAGGGCGAGAAGAAUAUCUGAAUCUGAUGAAGAUGAAACAUCCUAUGUUUUGUUGCCUGAUAUUACAGAGUCAGGUGAAGAUAGAAAGAAGUCUAAAGGAACUAAGGAAUCUUUCCUAAAAGGCCAGCAGGAAUUCAAUAAGAAAUCUUUGAAUAACAAAAAUGGGAGGCCAAAGAGAACUACAAAGAAGCUUAUUGAAUAUAUUACUAGUGAUGAAGACUCUUCUUCAGAGUCCAGCUUCAUACUUAGUGGCACUAAGGUUUGUAAAAAUCAGGUUACUCAAGGUAAUGAAGAAACUCGGACUUCAAACAUGGGGAAGAAAAUGUCUGAUCGUGCAUACUCUCCUUCAGGUUCUAGUGAAAGUGAAGAUGAAAGUAGUUUUGAAGAUUACUUGAGAAGUGUGAAAAAGAAAAUUCAUGAGGAAAAGGUGGCAAAAACAGAACCUUUAUUAAAAACAGGUCUCAGUAUGGAAAGUUUCAUAAAUGAUGAUGAAAGUGGGGAUGAUGUAAGCUUUUACCUUCCACCUUUAAGUGAAAGACUGAAACCAAAAAUGAGGCCAAGCCACAAUUUGGAUGGCAGGUGUGUUGGUAGUGUGUCAAGUGAUCUUGAAGCGAGAAUUAUGGGAAGACAAAGCAAAAAAAAUAUUUCCAAAGAAAAUGGGAAUAAACCUAAAUUUAGCAAAUCACCCAUCAGUACCCUAGAGACACCCACAGUUAAGGAACCAGGUGUAAAUAUGAAUUCUUGGCGUACGUCUGUAGUGCUUAACAUUUCCUCUGAUUCUGAUUCUGAUUUGGAUUCAGAUGUAUUCCCUGAAAAGGAAAAAGUGAAAAAUAUAGAUUGCCCUCAGUCCUUUAUAACCCCAGGAAGUAAAGCUCCACCAAAGGUGAAGGCAAGAACAGAAAUUCGUCAAAAGCAGGUUGAAAAGAAAUUGGAAUGUAGUGGUACACCAACACUGACAUUUCUUGCAUCGUUGUCCUCUACUAUUCAUACAAUCCGUUGCCAUCCUGAUGCCUUGCUUUUUGUUAAAAAUUUCAAGAAAAAAAGGGAAGAAUUAUGUCAGAAGCUUUACUCAUACUAUAAUGAACAUGUUUUCAGUAAUAAACUUCCUUCUGUUAUGAGUAUUAAAUGGAAUGCAAGGUUAACCAAGACUGCAGGAUAUUGUUAUUAUCAGAUAGACCGUACAAAACCCAACGGCAGAGGAGCUAGGAUUGAAUUGUCGUCUAAGGUUAUAGAUGUUCCUGAAAGGCUAAGAGAUACACUUAUUCAUGAGAUGUGCCAUGCAGCAGCAUGGAUAAUCUCAGGGUACAAAGAUGGUCAUGGCCCUUUAUGGAAAUCAUGGGCUGCAAAAGCACGAUCAGUAUUCCCAGAACUUCCUGCAAUUACUACAUGUCACUCCUAUGAGAUAAAUUGCAAAUAUACUUACAGAUGUACUAAAUGUUCAUAUAGCAUUGGACGCCAUUCAAAAAGCCUUGACACAGAACGAAAAGUAUGUGGACUUUGUUAUGGAAAGUUUGAACUUAUUGUAAAUUCUAAAGGCAGAGGUUCAAAGUCAAGCAAUUCAGGAACCCCAUCCCAUGGUUCCCAAACACCAAGAACUCCAGGAGCUUUUGCACUGUUUGUAAAAGAAAACUACAACAGUGUGAAGAAAUCAAGGCAGAAUUUAAAGCAUGUUGAUGUGAUGAAGAUUCUGAGCGCUGACUUUGCAAAACUGAAGACUGGGAGUAAUUAAGAGGUUACAGUGAAUAAGAUAGCUGUACAAGUUCGGUAGUUUCUUUUUUCUCAAAAUACAGAUCCUACAUGGUGGCGUAAGAUUGAAACUCAUUUUUAUGCAUCUUACUGGAAGUAAUCAGGGUAUGGUAGUAGCUGUAGACUGAAGUAAGGUUGUAGGCUUUCUCACUGUUGCAUAUGUGGAAUUUUUUAAAAGACAUUUUAAAGUGCAAAUAUUUUUUUGUAAUAUAUCUUUAAAUAUAGUGAUUUUAACA
Macrobrachium nipponense is the source of this 4733-nucleotide messenger RNA. RefSeq lists its product as uncharacterized. The record is from RefSeq and is a predicted model, not a curated record. Gene Ontology annotation, cellular component: nucleus. NCBI's taxonomy places the organism in Eukaryota, Metazoa, Arthropoda, Malacostraca, Decapoda, Palaemonidae.